Molecule: messenger RNA, 3852 nt
Organism: Pseudoliparis swirei
Lineage: Eukaryota; Metazoa; Chordata; Actinopteri; Perciformes; Liparidae
Gene: nr5a2
Product: nuclear receptor subfamily 5, group A, member 2
Exons: 7
Coding region: 507-2090 (527 amino acids)
Biological process (GO): hormone-mediated signaling pathway; tissue development; regulation of transcription by RNA polymerase II
Cellular component (GO): RNA polymerase II transcription regulator complex
Molecular function (GO): RNA polymerase II cis-regulatory region sequence-specific DNA binding; nuclear receptor activity; zinc ion binding
Source: RefSeq, a predicted model, not a curated record
CGGCCCCGGUGGCGCGUACACGUCUGCUAAAACUUAAAAGUUACAUUGAAGGUCCCAUGUUCAUGGGUGACCCGCUAAAAAAAGACUUUUGGAAAAGCUAAGGGGAAACUCGCCAUCGUAUUUCAAUCCCGACGCUGUGCAGUUGAGUAAGAGACUGAUUCUCUAACUCAGCACGCAACUGUUCCUGAAUAAGUAUCGACGGGAUCACUCGUGUCUGCUCUCCGUUAGUAUUGCUCUUCUCUGCGCAAAUGCAAUUUUGAGAAAUUAUAUAAAUUAAGUCAAAUCAAAACACCAUCGGCACCAGCUAUGCAACCCGGGCGUUUGAAGACCGUCUGCGUCGUUUGAAUCAGAAUACGUAUUCGGAGGAUGGUCCGAUAACUGGGCGACAGAAAGAGAUAAAAAGUAAGAAAUAAAAGCGUAAUAGACAUUUGAAACGCAGGUGCCUCUCACGUCUAGGUGUCCCGCCGAGCGGUGCAGACUCUCCAGCUCAGGCCGGCAGCGCUGACAUGCUGCCCACAUUCGAGACUGAAUCACUGGGACUCACUCGAUCGUAUGGAGAACAAGGGCGCAUGCCAAGGAAUAUGCAAGCCCACCAGUUCAAAAUGAUGGACUACACCUAUGACGAAGACUUGGACGAGAUGUGUCCGGUGUGCGGAGACAAGGUUUCAGGGUAUCACUACGGACUACUGACCUGCGAGAGCUGCAAGGGCUUCUUCAAGCGCACCGUCCAGAACAACAAGCGCUACACAUGUAUAGAGAACCAGAGCUGCCAGAUUGAUAAGACCCAGAGGAAGCGCUGCCCGUACUGCCGCUUCCAAAAGUGCCUCACCGUCGGCAUGAAGCUAGAAGCUGUGCGGGCGGAUCGCAUGCGUGGCGGUCGCAACAAGUUUGGCCCGAUGUACAAACGUGACCGUGCCCUCAAACAGCAAAAGAAGGCGCUGAUCCGAGCCAACGGCCUGAAGAUCGAGGCCAUGACUCAGGUGAUGCAAGCCGUGCCCACCGACCUCACCAUCUCCUCAGCCAUCCAGAACAUCCACUCGGCCGCAUCCAAGGUCCUCCCACUGAGCCACCACCCGGGCCACCACACAGGUCACCACCACCACCACCACCACCACCACCAUCAUGCCACCGCCCUGACCGCCCUGCCUCCUACAGACUACGAUCGAAGUCCAUUUGUCACUUCGCCGGUCAGCAUGGCAAUGCCACCACACGCUGGAAGCCUGCAGGGCUACCAGGCAGCCUAUGGACACUUCCAGGGCAUGCGCACCAUCAAGUCUGAGUACCCAGACCCGUAUACCAGCUCACCGGAGUCUAUCAUGGGCUACGCCUACGUCGAUGCCUACCAGACAGGCUCGCCGCCCAGCUUCCCUCACUUGAUCGUGGAGCUGCUCAAGUGCGAGCCAGAUGAGCCACAGGUUCAGGCCAAGAUCAUGGCCUACCUGCAGCAGGAGCAGGCCAGCCGAGGCAAACACGAGAAGCUCAACACCUUCGGCCUCAUGUGCAAGAUGGCCGACCAGACACUCUUCUCGAUCGUGGAGUGGGCACGCAGCAGCAUCUUCUUCCGUGAACUCAAGGUGGACGACCAGAUGAAGCUGCUGCAGAACUGCUGGAGUGAACUGCUCAUCCUCGACCAUGUUUUCCGGCAGGUGAUGCAUGCCAAGGAGGGCUCCAUCCUAUUGGUCACUGGCCAGCAGGUGGACUAUGCAGUGAUUGCUUCACAGUCGGGAGCCACCCUCAACAACCUGCUGGGCCAUGCCCAGGAGCUAGUGGCCAAGCUACGCUCCCUGCAGAUGGACCAACGGGAGUUUGUCUGCCUCAAGUUCCUGGUACUAUUCAGCCAGGAUGUGAAGAACCUGGAGAACUUCCACCUGGUAGAGAGUGUCCAAGAGCAGGUCAACGCAGCGCUGCUGGACUAUGUCAUGUGUAACUACCCACAGCAAACAGACAAGUUUGGCCAGCUGCUCCUCCGGCUGCCAGAGAUCCGAGCCAUCAGCCUGCAGGCUGAAGAAUACCUUUACUACAAACACCUGAACGGCGACGUGCCCUGCAACAACCUGCUCAUUGAAAUGCUUCAUGCCAAGAGAGCUUAGGAGGGGACCAUGUUGCCCAUAAUGCAGCUGUGCAGACAUCUGAGAGUUUUGCUGCAACCCCAAAACUCUGAAUAACUAAACCUCCCCUCAGACUUGACUGAGAGAUUACCUGGUGGAUGCAGAAAGUGUUAGCAACUCUUGUCUACAUGAAGCUCAUUUUUAUUUUCAAGUUACAACUUGGAGUGCAGAAGUGGACAAACACACAUGCGUAGAGACAGAUUGGGUGCACACACUAACAGCAUAUGGAUCCAUUCAUUAAAACAAUUUAUUCUUUUUUUUAAAGUCUGAAAGAACAGCCACAUAUCCUCAACCACACAGAAAAAGACAAUACUGAAAGGAAAAAAGAAAAAAACACUGCAUUUGCCACGGGAUGGGAUCUAAUCGUCUGUGUGAGCACAGACUAUCAAGACUGGCAGGCUGCAACUUCAAAAAUUAACAACCCUUGAGUGUUUUAGAGCUGGUGACAUUGUUGGAGGCCUUUUUUGCUGAGAAAGGAAACUAAAUAACACAGUCCAUCUUUCAGAUAGCUUUGAGGCUAGAGUGGUGGCUUAUUUUGGUCGACGAUCCUCCAGUGUGCUCUCUUUCUCUCUCUGAAACCGGCUUUUAGCUAUCGUUGGUACUGUGAAGACAAAUGGAGAAGCAGUCAACCAGACCAGGGACUCUUACCUACCUUCACAUCUGUUCUUUGAACUCACAUAUGGUGCCUGCCUUGGCAGCUUGAUCGGAAUUAUAAUAAACGUCUAAAAGAGGAAGAUUCUUAAAUGAACAAAAUGAUAAAUAUGCCAAAAAGAAGAAAAAUUCUACAAUGUUUUCUCUUCUCAUGAAAUGGUAGUCAUUUGCUUCUCAUGGUCACCUUGUGGUUCCCCUUUCUUAUUCCACCACCCAAAAACAUCUUAAACAAAGUACCUCAGAAAGACCAGUGUUAAAUAAAUGUAAUUAAUAAUGUGAGCUGAAACAAUUGUAUUUAUAGCCCUUUUCCUGCAAAAAAAGAAGUAAAAAAACUCCUGUGUUAUUAUUUCAUUACAACUGGAACAAACAAAGUGUGAAUCUGGAGACGGAGAAGGAUUGAUCCUGCCUUUGUCCGGAAAGACCAAAGCUUGCUGCAGAACAGAAGAAGGAAAUUACAAAAAUCUUAAUAAUCAGUAUUAUAAGACAAAAAAAAUAGAUUUUUGAUUUCACAGUUCUGUGAGUCUUGCCUUAUUUCAUUACCAUGCUAGAUAACUGUGCUGAUGUGAAUGAAAAUAUGUACAAAUAUAUAUAUAAAGUAUUAAUGUUGUAAAAAUAAAAAAGAAUAAUUCAACAGGUGUUUACAUUAAUAUGGUUGAAUGGGAGAGAACUGUGAUGAAGCAUAAAUUGCAAAGCAAUGAUUUCCUAAAAAAUGAAAACAACGAAAAGAAAAAAAAAUCCCUCUGGUUUGCUUUCUUUGGUGUGUGUACAGUGUUUUAUUUGUUAUUUGUUUUGAGCAGUACUUAAAUUAUGUCGUGAGACACUAAAAUCAAAAAGGAAUCACACUUAAAAUAUUAAUUUCUAUCUGUCUGCUGUCAUUCAAACAUUUGUUUCUUAAACAUUGCUGUAAAGGGAUUCAGUUUCACUUUCAAUCUUUUUGUAGACUUCUUUUUUUAUUUACAGUGCUUUGACCUUUUUAUGUACAGUAUGUCACUGGUUACGCUUAAUAAUGAAAAUAAUUUAUUGCGUCUCUGAGUUUGCAUCUUUGUGUUACAUGACGUGAGGUGUCCGCGCCAGAAUAAAUUUGUUUACUGUA